UGUCUUCUGAAUUAUUAUCGUUUAAUUCCUUGGCUAUCUUUCUUGUAGAUCUACCUGAAAAUGUCCGCUUAACUACAAAUACAACAAGCAAAGUGUGUGCAGGAGUUGUAAUACACUUCACCUGCACUGCUGAAGCCAACCCACCAGUACACAUUUAUUUGUUGUUUGAAAAUGACACCGUGAUUAAGAAUAUGGGAAUAUCAGGAGCCUGGAUGAAAACGAUGGAAACUGCUGGCGAGUUUGUGUUCAGAUGCGAGGCUAAUAAUUCUAUCCAAGGGAUUGGAAAAAGUGGUAAUACUACCUUUACUACUGAUGUCCCGGCAUCUGUAGAGCAGGUCAACAAUAAAGUCGUCAAAGAAGGUGGUAACGUUGAAGUAUACUGUAAUGUGACUGCAGGUAUUCCUGAUCCAACUGUAUAUUGGUCAAAAGUCGAGACUGGUGAGCAUAUUACGGGAAACCCAUUGAACAUCACUAACACCAGCCGAGCUCAAGCUGGAGAAUACAGGUGCACUGCAAACAACACUUGUGGAGAGGACUCUACAGUGGUGGUCAUUGAUGUGCAGUAUCCCCCAGUGAUUACCAGGGAAGAAGGUCACAUUAUUGAUGCGUUUGAAGGAGAUUCAGCAUCAAUUUUUUGCCCAAUACUUGGAAACCCCCAUCCGAAUGUCACUUGGCACAAGGGAAAUGACACAUCGUCUGACACUGUGAUAAAUACCACCAACCCUCUGGAGUUUCUUGAGACUGCGUUAGAUGAUAGUGGAUGGUAUACCUGCUUUGCCGAAAACUCUUUAGGAAACGUUACUGUCACGGUCCAGCUACAUGUUGAAAAGUCUGUACAAACUACAGUAACCACAUUGCUAAAGACAACGACUAAAGUUGUAGAGAGCACCAUUUCCGCUACGGCGACCAUAGAUGAGAGCUGUGAUAAACGAUUAGACGUUGAGAAAAGGUUUCCCAGCUUGGAUCUGUCGGGAGAGUAG
Orbicella faveolata is the source of this 980-nucleotide messenger RNA. RefSeq names its product roundabout homolog 3-like. The record is from RefSeq and is a predicted model, not a curated record. NCBI's taxonomy places the organism in Eukaryota, Metazoa, Cnidaria, Anthozoa, Scleractinia, Merulinidae.